This is a messenger RNA of Didymodactylos carnosus, 441 nucleotides long. NCBI's taxonomy places the organism in Eukaryota, Metazoa, Rotifera, Eurotatoria, Philodinida, Philodinidae. The record is from the annotation of a GenBank genome assembly.
AUGACGACCACUACGCCUUCUUCACCUAAUAUAAUUCAAAAUCGUAUAACUACCGUAAAUAGUCCAGUAUCAUCUUCACCAUCGUCUGUCAUAAAAAGAACACCACUAAAGGUCAAGCGCAGUCCAGCAUGGAGAUAUUUUCAAACGGAAACGAGUUCAUUAAAUGCUGAAUGUAUACUGUGUAAAUUAAUAAUUAAGCGUGCAACAUCAACAACAUCAAAUCUUUUAUAUCAUCUAGCACAUCAACAUCCUAACGAAUAUAAACUUAUAAGUAAAUUAUCCAAACAGUCAUUCAAUAAUCAAACACGUCUUCGACUCGAUAGUGAACGUGGUGAACAAUUAACACGUCUUGCAGUUGAAUUUAUUAUACAUGAUCUUCUUCCGUUAAGUACUAUCGAAAGUCCAAAAUUACAGGCUAUUUUUCAUGAAGCUGAACCUUCA